AUGGCUUUUCUAAUGAAAAGUAUGUUGAGCAACCAGGUAAAGAAUUUGGGACUUGGAGGCGGAGGGGAAGAAACCAAAGAAGAAAACACUCCUUCUGACCCAGCAGCAGCUGCAGGAAUGACCAGAGAGGAGUAUGAGGAAUAUCAAAAGCAAAUGGUUGAGGAGAAGAUGGAAAGAGAUGCUGCAUUUGUACAGAAAAAAGCAGAGCGAGCCUGUCUGAGGGUUCAUCUGAGAGAAAAGUACAGACUCCCCAAGAGUGAAUUGGAUGAGAAUCAAAUACAGAUGGCUGGAGAUGAUGUGGGUUUGCCAGAAGACCUGGCGAAGAUGGUAGAAGAAGAUCAGGAGGAGGAAGAGGACAAGGACUCUAUCCUGGGACAGCUGCAAAACCUCCAGAAUAUGGACAUGGAUACGAUCAAAGAAAAGGCACAAGCCACCUUCACUGAAAUGAAACAGGCUGCUGAGCAGAAAUGUUCUGUGAUGUAG
Chaetura pelagica (chimney swift) is the source of this 483-nucleotide messenger RNA. It is a transcript of the gene CPLX4, whose product is annotated as complexin 4. The record is from RefSeq and is a predicted model, not a curated record. Gene Ontology annotation, molecular function: syntaxin binding. Gene Ontology annotation, biological process: synaptic vesicle exocytosis; regulation of neurotransmitter secretion; neurotransmitter transport. Gene Ontology annotation, cellular component: SNARE complex; terminal bouton. The transcript is spliced from 3 exons. The coding region runs from base 1 to 483 and encodes 160 amino acids. NCBI's taxonomy places the organism in Eukaryota, Metazoa, Chordata, Aves, Apodiformes, Apodidae.